CGCUCGCCACAUUCAUGCUCGGAACUCAAAGCUAAAAACCUCCGGAAAUAUUUCACUGGAACACGCGCCUGCUAACGUAAACAACAAGGUCAAUGUUUAUAUUUUUAUGAGUUUUUUUACAGCAUGGCUUCGACGUCAGACGCCGAAGAUGUGGAAGUGAGCCGAACUCGCCUGUGCGAAGAGUUUGCCGGCGUGGCGGGCACCGAUUGCGGCGUGGCGCAGUGCUACCUGGCGGAGAACGACUGGAACGUCCAGAGAGCGCUGAACUCUUUCUUCGAGGCCGACAUGGAGAAAGUGUUUGAAGAUGAGUGGAUCUCAAAGCAGGAGCCUUCAACCAAGGAACACAAAGUGGAGGAGAAAGCUCCUGUUGCAGAAAGCAUCGACUUAACGACAGACAGUCCCAACUCGUCCCGUCAAUCCACGAAGGAUGAUGACGGCGGCUCAGGAUUGACGAUAAUCUCAUGGAACGUGGAUGGUCUGGACACAGAGAACCUGCUUGAGCGCGCUCGAGGCUUGUGCUCCUACUUGGCAGACUACACUCCUGACGUGGUGUUCCUGCAAGAGCUCAUUCCGCCCUAUGUGCAGUAUUUGAAGAAACGCGCCGUCAGCUACACGAUUAUUCAAGGGGGCGAAGAUGGCUACUUCACCGGCAUGAUGCUGAAGAAGACGCGUGUCAAGCUGCUGGAAAGCCAAAUCGUGGCUUACCCCACCACUAAGAUGAUGAGGAAUCUGCUCAUGGCGCAGGUGGCGGUAAGGGGCGCUACGGUGUGGCUGAUGACGUCUCACCUGGAAAGCUGCAAGGAGCAUUCUGGCGAGCGCAUGACACAGCUGCGCGAGGUGAUGCGACGGAUGCACAAGGCGCCCGACGAUGUCAGCGUGGUGUUCGCCGGCGACACCAACCUGCGCGACUCCGAGGUGACAGUGGUGGGCCUGCCCCCUGCCGUGUGCGACGUGUGGGAGCAACUGGGGAGCCGGGAGCACUGCCGCUAUACGUGGGAUACCCGCGCCAACUCCAACAAGAACGUGCGCUACGUCAGCCGCUGCCGUUUCGACCGCAUCUACCUGCGGCCGGCGUGCCGACCCAACGCGCCCCGCCUGGUGCCCGACCACAUGAUGCUGGUGGGCUUGGAGAAGCUGGACUGCGGCCGCUUCACCAGUGACCACUGGGGGAUCUACUGCAACUUCACCACCACCACCACCACCGAUGACGUCACCCACCCAAAAUAAGCUCAACGUUGCCUUCGUUUCCGCUGCUUUUUCUGCACAUCGUUACGUAAUCAAUUUUUGGAUUAGUACUGGUUCACAUUAAUGGUUGUUGUUUUGACCCGCUGGGAAAGUGUCAUAUUAGAAUAUGACCACCAGAGGACGCCACAGUGUCAAAUUCGAAUGUUGAAGGAUUACUCGCUGCUCCUUUUUUUAAAUAAUUUUAUCGUUGUAUUUUUUAAAUCCACAAUUUAAUAAAUGUUUUGAUAACAUUG
Hippocampus comes (tiger tail seahorse) is the source of this 1478-nucleotide messenger RNA. RefSeq names its product tyrosyl-DNA phosphodiesterase 2b (gene tdp2b). Gene Ontology annotation, cellular component: PML body; cytoplasm. Gene Ontology annotation, molecular function: 5'-tyrosyl-DNA phosphodiesterase activity; protein binding; single-stranded DNA binding. NCBI's taxonomy places the organism in Eukaryota, Metazoa, Chordata, Actinopteri, Syngnathiformes, Syngnathidae. The record is from RefSeq and is a predicted model, not a curated record. Gene Ontology annotation, biological process: double-strand break repair. Bases 124 to 1227 code for a protein of 367 amino acids. The transcript is spliced from 7 exons.